AUGACACCUGAACAAAACAAAAAUUUUAUUCUCAAUAAUCUAGACAAAUACCUUAUUGACGGAAAAGGCAAUUUUGUCAACUUAGAAAAAGACUAUGAGGAUAAAAUUAUUGAGGAUAUAAUGGAAUCCAUUUUACUGGAUAAAGAGAAUUGGGAGAUAGUUUAUGAUGACUCUUUAAGAGAGAUAACUGGUUCUUUACAUGAAAAAUUUUACAAAUAUCGCCCUACUGAACCCUUUCAAAAAAAAAUUACUGAAAUCAAAGCCGCUCUCAGUGAAGAGUUUCCUUUAGCUGAUAGUGAUUUAAGUCGUCAGUAUCAAGACUGGGAAGAACAAAUAAGUAAUUCAACUGACCUUCAACAAGUUACUAAAUUUCAAGAAAAAUUACUAGCUGAUAUCCAAACUCGUCGAGAAGAAAAAAAAUCCACUUCAAGUUUACUAAAAAAAUUUGCCUCUAUUCCCAACUUCAACCGGCAAGAGAACCUCGAAGCCUUAAUUGAACCAGUUAAAAAUAAUCCCGACUUUUUACAACAACUUCAAGCCAAGCAGAUUCCUAGUUUAACGGCUUUAAUUGUGGAUCAAUCUCCCCAAGAAAUAAUCAUUACGGUCAAGAGAUUUAAGUAUGAUCAAGAGAAAGAGAAAGAGAAAAAAAUUAGAGCCUAUUAUCACUUAAAACCUAGUGAAGUCUUAACUGAUAACCAAAUUAAUAACUAUCUUUACCGAGAAGCCAUUGGUCAGAUUACUGCUCCUACUGAAAAUCUUCAUCCAGAAAGUAAUCAAUUAACCAUUGCUUUAAUCAUCGGAGGAUUUUACAUGGAAGGGGGAGUUAAAAAUAACGAAAAACCAGAGAUUAGAUUAUUAAGCAAAUUAAAAGAUCGCUUGUUAAACUUGAGUACUAGAGAACAGAAAAUUAAUUUACGACUUUAUCAAGGAGCGACUUAUGAUUUAGUUUCUUUGUUGGCAAAAACUAAUAAGAAAUUUAUUGAAAAAUUUGAAUCUUCUUUGUUAGCUUCUUUAUUGGCAAAAAAUAGGGAAAAAGAAGUUUUAGUUAGGAGAUUAAAUUAUUUGCGUCGAUUUAAUAAUAAACUGUAUAUCGAAAAAGGUUAUAAGAGUCUUUAUUUAGGAUUUUUGUUUCUACGGGGCUAUUUUGUUAACUCCCAAAAACUUCUCCGAGCAGUUAAUGCUCCAUUGUUUUUGUUUCCAACAGAUUUACGCAAAGGAAAUAGUUUAGAUAUUGUUAUCUCUAAGCAUAAAAAGGUUAACUAUACUUUGCUUUAUUUCUUAAGAAAAGAAUUAGAAUUAGAAAAUGACGUUUUUACUCAAAUUGUUACCAAGUUAGAGGAAAUUAACAAUGAUGAUUUUAAGAGUUUCUUAUUUGCUUUAAAACCAAUAAUUUCUCAGUUGUUUUCGGGUGAAAAAAUACAAUUUAACUUUUCUGUUGCUCUCAAUAAUUACUUGGAAGAACCAAAUUACUCUUUAGAAAAAAUAUUCGAAUAUCACAGGAGUCAAACCAAAAAAAGCAAAACUUCAUUAGAAAUUUUUUCUUCGAUCAGUCUUGCCGAUAGGCCAAUCCAUUCGCCAAAAAAUUACUUAGAAGUACUUGGAAACUUUGUUAUUUUUAUUGACAAGGGAACUAAUUUAUCUCUUUUCAAUGACUUUGAAAGAAUUAUUAAAAAAUUUCAAGCAAAUGAAGGAGGGGAAUUAGCUGGUUCUGCUCUUGGAUUUCUUUUGAAAAAACAAGAUUUCGAAAAAGAAAAAAAGGAGAGUGACCAUGAAAAAAAAGCUCUUUGUAUCGAUGGACCGCCGGGAACGGGUAAAACCCAAUUAAUUUCUAAUCUCUUGGCUAAUGGGUUAUUUUAUGACAAGAAAAUAUUAAUAGUUUGUGAGAAAAAUGCCGCUUUGCAAGUAAUUGCUAAUAAUUUAAAUAAUAUCGAACUCGGUUCUUAUUUUAUUAAAAUAAAUGAAUUGAAUCAAACCCCGGAGGUUUUUCGGCGUAUUAGCAGCAUCUUGGAAGAGAAAAAUCAAGGAAUUGCCGACCAGCAUUUAUUUCUUAACAGCCGACUUGGAUUUGAUUUUAAUCUAGAAACUAAGAAUAAAUUUCAUAACUUAAUAAGUAAUUUUCUAACUGAAUUAGGAGGGAUUUCUCCGAAUAGUUCCUUGCUUUCUUCGGUAGUUAGUUCUUGUUUAUUAAGAGAAAUUAAUGAAGAAUAUUCUUUCUUGCUUGCUGAUGUUUUGAGAAGAAAAAGUAAGGAGGUUACUGAUUUAGCCAAAAGAGAAGAAUUAAAUGAUUUUUUUAGUUUCUUAAAUCUGCAGAAUUUUGUCGGAUUUCAAGAGAGUUGUCUUGAUGCAAGUUUUUUGAAUAAGAUAAAUGAAUUUGUCGAUCAAGAAUUUUUUUUGCUUGGAGAUUUACAUCUAUUAUUCAACAAUUGUAAUGAAGAGGCUCAAAAAAAUAUUUUUUAUUUUUUAGAAAAUAGUUUUCAGCAAAAUUCCCCGCUGAAUUAUGAUGACUAUAUAAAAAUUACUGAAAAGGCUGUAGAAAAAGCUCAAAAAAAUUAUUUUAAAGUUUACUGGGAAAAGUCUCACGCGUCUCAAAAUUUGAUUCAAAGUCAACAGAAAGAAAAAAGGAAUAAUUUAUUUCUUGACCAAGGUUUAAGUGCUGAAUUAAAAAAAAAAAGAAAUCUUAAUUUGCGAAAAAUUUUCCCUGCUUUGCUUGCUCAUUUUCCAAUUUGGUUAACUACUCCAGAAACUAUUUCUUCAUUAACCAGUUUAGAAGAUCCACUUUUUGAUUAUUUAAUUUUCGAUGAAGCUUCCCAGGUGCCGUUAGAGAAGUCCGUGCCCCUCUUUGCUCGGGCAAAAAAACUUAUUGUUAUUGGUGAUCAGCAACAAUUGCCACCCACUGAUUUUUUUAAGAAAAUUAGUGAAAGUGAAAUUAACUUAGAAAUUAGUGAUUUGGAAAAAGGGAGUAGUUUGCUGGAUUACUUAAUUGAAUUUUCUAAUCAAGCUUUUUAUGGCGGAAAGUUAGAAAUUAUUAGUAAGAGACAAACUAAAGCCAUUUUAAAGUUGUUGAAAACUUUACCAACUGAUAAAGAAGUUGGAAUAAUUACUUUUAAUACUAAGCAAAGAGAUUUGAUAGAAGAUAUGAUCGAGAAAAAAAGAGUAGCGAUGAGUAAUUUGUUCGUGAGAAAUUUAGAAGAGGUCCAAGGAGAUGAACGAGACAUCAUUAUCUUCUCGCUUGGUUAUGGUCCAAAUGAAGAAGGGAAGUUUAUCCAUAAUUUUGGCCCACUUAAUCGAGAGGGCGGAGAAAAAAGGUUAAAUGUGGCAAUUACUCGAGCUCGAGAGAAAGUGAUAGUUGUAACCACUUGUCAAGAAAGGGAUAACAAGGAAAUUGAAAGGUUAUUAAAUGAUAAAAUAGUAAAAUUAGGUGGUUUUAAUCUUCCAGCAGACCAAAAAAAACCCUCUCGUUUAACUUUAGCAAAAGUAUUGUAUGAUGAAUUAGUCAAAUUAGGUUAUGAAACUGAAUUUCAAGUCGGGUCUAUUGGUCGCUGA
Messenger RNA from Funneliformis geosporum, 3543 nucleotides. NCBI's taxonomy places the organism in Eukaryota, Fungi, Glomeromycota, Glomeromycetes, Glomerales, Glomeraceae. The record is from the annotation of a GenBank genome assembly.